AUGGACCUGCUGGUGACCCGUGGUGACCCAGAGCCUCCCAGCUCCCCCCUGUCCUUGGCCGUGGAGGAGGUGAGAGAGAAUUCCUUCACGCUGACCUGGAAAGCCCCGGAGCACACGGGCAAGGCGGGCCUGGAUGGAUACCUGGUGGAGAUCUGCAAGGAUGGAAGUUCUGAGUGGAAAGCUGUGAACCAGGAGCCUUUCCUUUCCACCCGCUACACGAUCCCAAACCUCAGCUCCGGGGACAAGGUCCACGUGCGGGUGACGGCGGCAGUGAAUGAUCCAUUGGGUUGGUGUCCCAAGGAUGGGGGUAAUUCUGGGACACAGGCAGUGGUCCUGCAGGGAACCAGAACUGCCCAGGAGACGGGAGGGAAGAGGUGGAUGCGUUUCUUGGGGGGUUCCUUGGUGGCCAAGGAGGGGAUAUGUGGGGUGGGACGUGUGGGGUGGGAUGUGAUUCCCUUGUGCUUCCCUUGGUGUCCUGAGCUGCCUUUCUGGUCCCCAGAGCUCCCAAAGAUCCGGAUGCCUCGGCACCUGCGGGAGACUUACGUCAGGCACGUGGGGGACGCCGUAAACAUCAUGAUCCCUUUCCAGGUAGGCUUCAACGUGGCCCUGGAGUGGUCUCCCCCUGCGGACAACGGGAACGCCGAGAUCAAGGGCUACAGGGUGCAGAAGUCGGACAAGAAGAGCGGGAAGUGGUUCACGGUGCUGGAGCGCUGCACCCGCACCAGCUGCACCAUCUCCGACCUCAUCAUCGGCAACUCCUACUCCUUCCGCGUCUUCUCCGAGAACUCCUGCGGGCUCAGCAACAGCGCCGCCGUCACCGCCGGGCUCGCCCACAUCGAGAAGACAAAAACCACUUACCAGCCAGAGAAGAUCCCCCAGAGGGAAAUGAUGGAGCCUCCAAAGUUCACGCAGCCCCUGACAGACCGAACCACCACCCGGGGCUACAACACCCAUCUCUUCUGCUCUGUCAGGGGCUUCCCCCAGCCCAAAAUCAUCUGGCUGAAGAACCAGAUGGAGAUCCGGGAGGACCCCAAGUACAUCGCGCUGAUCGAUCAGGGCGUGUGCUCCCUGGAGAUCCGAAAGCCCGGCCCCUUCGACGGGGGCGUCUACACCUGCAAGGCCAUCAACGCCCUCGGGGAGGCCUCCGUGGACUGCAGGCUGGAUGUGAAAGUGCCCAAGUGAGGACGGACCCGAGGGCAGGAAAAGAGCAAGGUGGAUGCUGCAGCUGCUGGGUGGGAUCAGGGCCCAUGGGGAUGCCCCUGGUCCCUGCUGCCUGCAGGGCUGCCCCUCCCUGAGAGCUCUGGGGGUCUGCACCUCAUCCUGCCCUGGCACAUCCCUCCCCGAGCCCGUCCUGAGCUGUGACAAUAAAACCAGCCCCUCUGGGAGCCUUUGGUCCCAAUAAAAACCCCAAACCCCUCUG
Messenger RNA from Manacus vitellinus (golden-collared manakin), 1420 nucleotides. Its product is annotated as myosin-binding protein H. Lineage: Eukaryota; Metazoa; Chordata; Aves; Passeriformes; Pipridae. Gene Ontology annotation, molecular function: protein binding. The record is from RefSeq and is a predicted model, not a curated record. The transcript is spliced from 10 exons. Bases 1 to 1182 code for a protein of 393 amino acids.